This is a messenger RNA of Eremothecium gossypii ATCC 10895, 1689 nucleotides long. It is a transcript of the gene RTF1, whose product is annotated as RNA polymerase-associated protein. The transcript has a single exon. Bases 1 to 1689 code for a protein of 562 amino acids. NCBI's taxonomy places the organism in Eukaryota, Fungi, Ascomycota, Saccharomycetes, Saccharomycetales, Saccharomycetaceae. Gene Ontology annotation, molecular function: DNA binding; RNA polymerase II C-terminal domain phosphoserine binding. Gene Ontology annotation, cellular component: Cdc73/Paf1 complex. The record is from RefSeq and is marked provisional.
AUGUCAGACCUGGAUGAGGAUCUAUUGGCGCUAGCAGCAGGAGAAGACGGGGAUGAUGGGGACGAGGACUUUGGCGUAACGUCGCAGAAACGAAGCAAGCAUGAUAGCAGUGGUUCGAAGAAGCGAAGAGUAAUGGACGAGGAGAGUGGAGAUGAUGAGGACAAUGAUAAUGAUGCAGGAGACGAGGAAGACGAGGACGAGGACGAUUAUAAUCCGGGGACGGAGUAUGGGUUUGACGAAGGGCACGAGGCCAGCGAGGACGAGGUGGAAGAGGAAAACCCGUAUCCGCUGCUCGGCAAGUACCGGGACGACGCAGACCGCGAGCACAUCGAGAACAUGCCGGAGAUGGAGCGGGAAACACUGCUCUUCGAGCGUUCGCAGGAGAUGCAGAAGUACCAGGAACGCAAGGUUUUGCGUGAGCGGGCGAAGAACAUCCGUGCGCAGCAGCAGCGGAGGCAGCAGAAGGACGGGUCUGCUCUGCGCUCCUCAGGACGGUCGACACGGACGACGGGGCACUCGGACCUGCGCGACUCCAAACUGUCCGAGCUGCGGAAGCAGCGGGCCAAGAAAAGCGGCAACUAUGACUAUAGCGCGGGAGAGGACGAUUCCGACCACUCGGACGACUACGUGGACUCGGACAACGAGGACGACUACGACCCACAUGAUGGGCGCCAGCUAUACCGGGAAGAGGCGGAUGAGGUCAAGUGGGCGGAGGACGAUCUGGACCGUGAUGCCGAGCUGGACGACUUCAACAAGAUAAAAGUCGGCCGCUCAUUUGUCGCCAAGUUCUGCUUCUAUCCUGAAUUUAACCAGCGCGUUCAGGGCUGCUACGGCCGUGUUAACAUUGGCGUUGACAAGCACACAGGCCAGGCUAUGUACCGGAUGGUAAAGAUCGAGAAGGUGUUUUUGCAGAAGCCGUACAACAUGGGGAAGUUCUUCACGAACCAGUAUUUUGGUGUAACGCAAGGAAAGGACCGCAAGGUUUUCCAGAUGAACUUCUUCAGCGAUGGACCCAUUUUGCAGCCUGAGUACGAGCGCUACCUGAACCAAAUCGCAAAGCAUGAUAUUAACAAGCCGUCUCUCUACACGCUUAAUAACAAGGCGAAGGACCUGACCAAUUUCGUCUCGCAGCCCAUGACACCGAAGCUGACAGACCAGAUUGUACGUAACCGGAUGCAGUUCAACAAGAAGCUCACGGGCACGAACGCCGUGCUGGAAAAGACUGUGCUGAGGGAUAAGCUUCAGUAUGCUCGUGACACGAACAAUGAGAAAGAUAUUGCCAAGUACUCUUCCCAGCUUAAGAACCUUGAGAAGCGCAUGUCGUCUUACGAGAAACACCACGAGAACGACCAGACAGGCAUUAGAAAGCUUGAUGCGCUUACUUCCAAAAACCGCAAGGUCAAUCUGGACAAAAUUCGACACGUUGAGAAUGUCAAGAAGGAGGAUUCAGCUACUUUGAACGUCAAAACCGACCCAUUUAGCAGACUGAAAACCCGCACCAAGAUCUACUACCAAGAAAUUCAACAAGAAGAGAAUGAAAAAGCGCAAGAACUCGCUAAGCAGAAACAGCAACAGGAUAAAGAAGAGAAACACGAUAGGAAACAGCAGCUUUUGGCGAAGUUCAGGCGCCUGGGAGGGCUCGAAGAUGCCCUAAGUAAACUAGAUUUUAGAAUUAAGCUAGAUUCGUAG